Messenger RNA from Cinara cedri, 3298 nucleotides. The record is from the annotation of a GenBank genome assembly. NCBI's taxonomy places the organism in Eukaryota, Metazoa, Arthropoda, Insecta, Hemiptera, Aphididae.
AUGUUUGGGUUUGUGCCGAAAUAUCAAGGGAAGUUGGUCAGUAUCUACUACAGCAUCGGCCAAAAUCCGCUGGCCGAUUGGGCCAUACAGGUAUCUAUAUGGCUAUAUAGAAAGCACGAACGUUUAUAAAAUACCGCGACUUGUGUUCAGUGGUGGACGCGCACUGCACGGGUGAUUUUGUGGGCUAAAACAGUGACGUGCCUAGGAAUUUUUUAUGGGAGAGGAUGUAGUGAAUGAUAAUCAUAUUUCAUAAAUAAAUCAUUGUAUCUUCUUUUGUUCUAAUUAAUAAUCUAUACCUAUCUCACUGGGGAGGUACUUUAAAGAGGAAAUUUUUCGAUUUUCUCAAGAGUUUUCUGAACAAAUAUGAAAAAUAAAAAAAAAAACGCAAGAAAAACGGGAAAAUGUAAGAAAUGUAGGUAUUAAUUACGGCCUUUUUUUUUCUUGUUGACAAAUUUUCUACCAGUAAUUUUGCUCCAACUUAGUCCCUAUUUUUUAGUGAACCCCAACACAAAGUGUGUAGUACGAAAUUGGAAGUGUGCACUACGAAUUCGAGAAAUGUGUACCUAUUAAAUACUAAGAAAUAAGACUAUUGGCCAGGUAGUAGGUAGUAUCUAUACAAUAGUCAAAUUUUAAAAAAAUAAUAUUUUUUAUGAUAACAAUAAUAAAUUGUUAUCAUUUACAUUGUAUAUAAUAUUUAUUUUUCAAAUUUAAUAUUAUAAAGAGUGAAGACUCUAGACAUAUAUUAAUCAUAAUUAUUCAUGAAGAAGUCUCCUCAUUAUACAAUAUACAUUAUUUAUCAUUGUCUGUGCCCUGUAUCUGAUUACUGAUAUGUUAUCACAAGUAUCAAAUGGAAAUUGAUAAAUAUUUUGCGCGUUUUUAACUAAUCAACGAACAAGACGAAUAAAGUUCAGUUGUAAUUAUUUUAUUAUUGUGUACAUUUAUAAAAUGUGUUAUUAAAUGACUGGGUGUUUUAAUUGUUAUGAUGUAAUGUUAUACUAAAUGUGAAUUUGAAAAUACCUAUAAAGGUGUUUUUCAGGAAGCCAGUUUAAACAAGAGAGCUGUUGACGACUCAAAUAUAUCUAUUCAAUUUUAAGUUAUGUAUCCCACAUUAAAAUAAAUAAUUUGUUAAUAGUUUUUAGAUUUAUACCAGACAUAAGUAUAUUUUUUUGGUUUAUAAAAUAAUAAUAGAUUGGUAGUUAUCUAAUAAUAGUGCGCAAAAAAAAAAGUUGAUAUUGUAUUAAAAAUUACAAUCAUGUGGAAGAGGUAAGUGAAGCAAAGUUUGAAGCUUCGCUCCCAUGGUUCUGUAUUAUAUCAAUGUACAUCAAAAAAUGUAUAGUACGAAUUUUUAUGAAAAAUUAAUUAAAAUAAAAACAAUUUUAUUUAAAAAAAAAUAAAAAAACAACUAAUAAUAAUAGCAAUUUUUCUAAAAGGAAAUUUCACUGGGCUGGUACUUUAGAGAGAUCGGUUUUUGAUUUUCUCCGGAGUUUUUUCAAUAAAUAUGAAAAACCGAAAAAUGUAAGAAAUUUAGGUAUUAGUUAAAAUUAUUACGGCCUUCUUUUUUUCCAGUGAACAACUUUUCUAGAAGCAAUUUUUAAUUAAGCAAUUAGAGAGGUAAUUUUUCGAUUUUCCUAAGAGUUUUCCAGCAAAUGUGAAAAACCAGGAAAAAUAUGGGAAAACUAGAAAAAACAUAGAAAAACCGGGAAAAUCGGUACAAUAUUAAGCAAAUAUUAUUAAAGAAGUUAUACAAUGCUUAUUCAAUGAUUUUACUAUAAUAUGACACAUAUAUUGUUGACAAAGCAUUACUAUCAACUCGGUUCAGAAUCGUUUUUCUUUAGUAUUGAUUAAUAUUUGCUAACAAAGUGGCUGCAUCCGUCCCCAUUAUCCUAGGACGUUUUUAUUUUUAUCAUGAACCAGUUAAAUUUUCUUGGAGGGUUUUAAAUGAAAAAUAGUAACCAUCCUUUUUGAAUAGAGUAGAAAGAGAAUAUUUUUCUAGAAAUUUUUAUAUGCUUAACACUAAUAUCAGAUUUACCGUUAGUGUUGUAACCAUUUAAAGUUUAGACUGGAGGAAUAGAGAAGGGUAAUAAAUUGCAUGAUUUCAUUCUACCUUACUUGUUGUAAUAAAUUUAAAAAUGUCCGCAGAGAACAGAAAACUUAUAAUUAGCUCUUCUAGACAUGGUUUAAUGUUCAAACUAUUUGUGACAAUGUUGAGCUGUUUGUAAACAGUUUAAUUUUGCGACUUUUUUUAUAAUAUUUAUUCUGUAGGUAUACUGUAGAAACAAUUAUUACACCAACAGAAAUAUUUGAAAAUUUAACCGGAAGUUCAUUAUCAGUUAUACUUAUUAGUCAUGAAAACAUUGAUUUUAAUGUAAUAUUUUUUUUAUAAUGCCAGAUUUUAACGAAAAUCGUAAAUAUAUAUUACGGUCUUUUAAAACAUGUAUGACCAAAUUCCGCUCAUAAUAGUUUUUCAUUAGCAAUGAUUAAUCUUUCUAGGCAAACAUUUAAAAUACAUUAAAUUCCUCUCUAUAUCUUACCUUCCAAACUUGUCAAUUGCAAUAGUGGAUAAUUCGUUUAUAGAAGUUAUAGAAGAUUUUACUUGUGAAUGCAACUGGAGUAAAAUGUUAUGCAGAAGCUAAAAGUAUUGCUGAAAAAUUAGUUGAUUUUAAAUUUUUGUGUUGUUUUGUUAUUUGGUAUGAUAUGAUAUAUUGUUCGAAAUUAACCAUAAAAGUAAAUUACUUCAACUAGUGUCAUUGAUUAUUUCAGAAACUAUUACUCAAUUAAUGAAUACAAUAAUAUUUUUGAAAGAAUAUCGUACAGAUGAAGGAUUUCAAAAGACGUUAGAACAAACUAAAUCACUAACAAAUGAACUUCAAAUUGAGGGUUACAUUCCUGCCUCAACUCGAAUUUGUCGUAGAAAUACUCAAUUUGCAUAUGAAUCACAAGACGAACCUAAUCAUGACCCAAAAUAAAGUUUUAAAAUUAACAUUUUAACCAGAUUUUAGACACUGAUAUCCAAUCAAUCAAUGACAGAUUUUCAAAACUUACAGAUCACAGUGAUUUAUUUCCAUUUCUCUAUAAUAUAACUGAGAUUUCUGAUUUUGAUAAACUUAUGAAUAAUUAUAAAGAUUUAAAAAUAGUACUAACUUCAAGUGAUGGAUUAAUUCCGGAUAUAAAUGUUGUUGAAUUGUAUGGUGAAAUUAUAUCUUUGCAAAAACGUUUUAUAUUCGAAACGUGUGAUCUGAAAUCAGCUCUUGAGUACGUAUGUCAAAACAAGUUAAUAGAACUAUACUUUAAUACUUGA